Messenger RNA from Pneumocystis carinii B80, 703 nucleotides. RefSeq lists its product as hypothetical. The coding region runs from base 47 to 550 and encodes 167 amino acids. The record is from RefSeq and is a predicted model, not a curated record. The transcript has 3 exons. NCBI's taxonomy places the organism in Eukaryota, Fungi, Ascomycota, Pneumocystomycetes, Pneumocystales, Pneumocystaceae.
UGUGAAAUUAUAUAAUUUGAUAAUAUUUUUAUGGAAAAAAACAUUUAUGUCUAUUGCAAAUUCUCCUCAAUUUAUACAAAAUAUUUUUGACUUAGCUGGCUUUGAGUUUGUUUUUGAAGUACUAGAACUUAAGACUGAGGCACCUUAUAUAUAUACUGUGAUUCGCUUUUUUUUAAUUCCUUGUAUUUUUGUGUUUUUUGGUGAUUUGAUCUUAAUCCAAUUAAUGAGGUUUUGGAGUCAAUAUAUAUUUACUGAACAAUUUGCAGUUAGCUGUUUUCGAGCAUUAAGGACUGCAAUUUGGUCUGAUGGAUCAAUUGAUGUUUCUAAAAUUCAACACUGUAAAUUUGAUGAUUAUAAUUUUAAAGAGUAUUUGGAAACAGAGAUAUAUACUGUUAUAACAGUGUUAUUUAACAAUCAUUUUUUUCGUUUUAAUGAUGAAAUUAUUAAAGCUAAAAUUAAGCAAAUUUGCAGCUUAUUUGAUUCAAAAGCUGCUAAUAAACAUUUUAUAUUUUAUAUAUUUGAUCUUAUAUUGAGUAGUAUAGUAUGUUAAAUAUACAAUAUUACUUAAACUUAUUUAUUUAUAUUGAAUUAUGGUGUUAUUAAUACAUAUUAUAACUUUAUAAAAUUGAUAAAUGUACGUAAGUUAUAAUAUAUAUUAUACUAGUAAAUAUUUGAAAUAAUAAAAAUAUAUAUAUCAUCUUAG